AUGCGAGCGGCUGCCAUGAAUGGAAGGCACGCAGUUCUUCUUUAUCGUUUGCCGACGAGCCUGUCUCGCUGGAAUUCGACGACGGCGGCGAGCUCGACGCCGCCAACGGCGGAAUUGAAGAAGGAGAUCGACGAAUGCUAUAAUCGAUUGGAUUUGUCGUUUAAAAACACAAAGGAAGCCUUUAAGAGCAAAUCGAACACCGAGCUUGUGCGCGCGCUCGUCGUUCUCCGCUUAUGCGGCAUCAAGCCGCUCGUCGACAAUAAUCAGGCGAUUCUUGCGACUAUGCGUCGAGUGCUCGGCAAAAAUUUGUUCAAAAAAGUGCUAAAAAACACGUUCUAUGGUCAUUUUGUAGCCGGUGAGACGGAAAGCGAAGUGGGACCGGUGGUGGCGAAAUUGCGCCAAUUUGGCGUGAAAUCGAUUCUCGAUUAUUCGGUUGAAGCCGACAUUACCACUCAGGAAGCGUCGAAUAAGACGGUGGCCGGCGCUUCGACGGCCAAAGUUGUGCCGGAGGAUUUGAAUCCGGCUAUCGAUGCGGCCACCGCUGAAGCGACACGACAUCGCUACACCGUGCAGGAGCAGUUUGGCGAUCGUCGUGAAGGCGUCUCAGGUGCCAGAACGUAUUUCUAUGAGGGCGAAGAGCAGUGCGACGCGAAUCGCGACAUCUUUAAACGAUCGAUUGAUUCGGUGGCGACGGUCACCGGCGGCGAGGGAUUCGUGGCCGUGAAAAUCACGGCACUUGGACGGCCCCAAUUGUUGUUGAAGUUGUCGGAAGCCAUUGUGCAGACGCAGAAUUUCUUCAAGGCGCUCACCGGACAGGACAAAGUGCAAGACGCUCGACUCAACGAGCAACAAUUUGUCGAGAAGCUCAAAGAGCUCGGCGUGAAGACCGACUCGGCGUCGGCGCGCGAUUUUUUUCGCAAAGUCGAUUUUGACGCCGACGGCGUUGUCGAUUUGCACGGAUGGAAUCACAUUCUCGACGAUCACGUUCGUCUCGGCCAACUGUUCCAGGUGUUGAACAUCAAGACCGGCGAAUUGGAGCCGCUCAUUCAAAAUUUGAGCGAGUCGGAAGAGCAAGAGUUUCGAAAUAUGGUGAGAAGAACGCUGGAUGUUGCCGAGUAUGCGAUAUCGAAGAAUGUUCGAAUUAUGGUGGAUGCUGAGCAGACUUACCUUCAACCGGCGAUCUCGAAAAUCACCAUCGAAAUGAUGAAAAGAUACAAUAAGGCGCGUGGAAAUGUGUUCAACACAUAUCAAGCCUAUCUUAAAGGCACAUUGCAAGCUAUUGAAGCUGACAUGCAGGUCGCUCGACGAGAGGGAUGGCAUUUUGGGGCGAAACUUGUCCGCGGUGCUUAUAUGGAGCAAGAGAGGAAACGAGCGGCUGCUGUCGGUUAUGAGGAUCCGGUGAAUCCGGACUUUGAAGCGACGACGCGAAUGUAUGAGGCUUGCCUGACGCGAAUUGCCGAUGAGGUGGCGAGACGAGGCAAAACGAAUGUGUCGGUGAUGAUAGCGAGUCAUAACGAGGAGACGGUCAAAUUUGCGGUGAAUUUGAUGAAGGAGCGCUGCAUCGCGCCAUCGGAACGCGUCAUGUGUAUGGCGCAAUUGUACGGAAUGUGCGAUCAGGUGUCGUUCUCGCUCGGACAAGCCGGCUACUCGGUUUACAAAUAUCUACCGUACGGUCCGGUUGACGAGGUGCUGCCGUAUUUGAGUCGGCGCGCGAUCGAGAAUGGAAGUGUGCUGAAGAAGGCGAACAAAGAGCGCGAGCUGUUGUGGACGGAGCUGAAGAGGCGGAUUGCUAGCGGCGAGCUGAAAUACAAAGUGCCAACGAAUUAA
Molecule: messenger RNA, 1827 nt
Organism: Caenorhabditis bovis
Lineage: Eukaryota; Metazoa; Nematoda; Chromadorea; Rhabditida; Rhabditidae
Source: the annotation of a GenBank genome assembly